This is a messenger RNA of Helianthus annuus (common sunflower), 1584 nucleotides long. RefSeq lists its product as uncharacterized. The transcript has a single exon. NCBI's taxonomy places the organism in Eukaryota, Viridiplantae, Streptophyta, Magnoliopsida, Asterales, Asteraceae. Gene Ontology annotation, molecular function: nucleic acid binding; RNA-DNA hybrid ribonuclease activity. The record is from RefSeq and is a predicted model, not a curated record. Bases 1 to 1584 code for a protein of 527 amino acids.
AUGCCUUCCCCAUCAAACAUCAAAGAGAUGCAAAAAUUAGCAGGGCGGUUAGCAGCGCUCAAUCGUUUCCUAGCUAAUCACGCCGCGAAGUCUUUUCUGUUUAUCAAAACAUUGUGCAACUGUAUGAAGAAAAGUCAGUUUCAGUGGACUCCGGAAGCAGAGAGUGCGUUCCGCGAGAUGAAAGAUUGCCUCAUCAAACUGCCGACUCUAACCGCACCAAUCAAAGGAGAACCCUUGGUACUAUAUUUGUCAGCUUCUGAUAGAGCAGUUGGAGCAGUGCUACUUGUCGAUCAUCAAGGUAUCCAAACACUAGUCUACUAUGUGUCACGAACCUUGACCGACCCAGAAACUCGGUACGCCAUCAUGGAGAAACUAGUCCUCGCGCUGAUCCAUGCAUCAAGACGGCUGCGAAGGUAUUUCGCUAACCAUGUCAUACAUGUGUUAACAAACUACAACAUCGGCAACAUCCUGGCAAGGCCAGAAAUCUCAGGAAGGCUAGCCAAAUGGGCAAUAGAACUUGGCGGCUACAACGUGGUCUUCAGACCAAGACCAGCCAUCAAAGGCCAAGUGUUGGCAGAUUUCAUUACAGAGGUACCUGGCGAUAAGGAUCGAGAAUGUAAAGCAAUGGAAAAGGCCGAAAAGCAACAAGUAGAAGAACCGUGGUUGUUAUACACAGAUGGUGCGUCUAACGAAGACGGCGCAGGAGCAGGGCUUCGGCUGGUAAGCCCCGACAAGCAUGAGUUCACGUACGCGAUACGUCUAGACUUCAGGAGUACGAACAAUGAAGCCGAAUAUGAAGCUUUUCUUGCGGGCUUAAGAUUAGCAAUCAAAAUGGGAGUCAAACACAUCGAAGCGCACGUGGAUUCCAUGUUAGUAGCUGGACAAAUCAACGGCCAAUACGAAGCCAAGGGAGAUGUAAUGGCGCUCUAUCUAAGUCAAGCGAAGACGUUGCUACAAACUUUCUAUUCUUACAAGGUGCACCACAUAAACAGAAGCGAGAACAAACCAGCAGAUGCACUGAGUAAACUCGCAUCUACAAGCUUCCAACAUUUGGCGAAAGAUGUGCGCAUAGAAGUUCUGAGCAACCCAUCUGUUCCACUUAGGGAAGUAAGCGUCAUCCAGACAGGAACGACGUCUUGGAUGACUCCAAUAAUCAUGUAUCUUCAAUCCGGGAUACUCCCAGAGAACAAGGCCGAGGCAAGGAAGAUCCAGUACAAAGCCGAGCAUUAUCAGAUAGCCGAUGGAAUUUUGUACCGAAAGUCAUACCUUGGCCCACUGUUGAGAUGCGUCGACGCUGAGGACGCAAACUAUUUGAUCAGAGAAGUCCAUGAAGGAAUCUGUGGUAUACAUGCCGGGCCAAGAAUGGUGGUGGCAAAAUUGAUGAACGUCGGGUACUACUGGCCCGGAAUGCAUUUAGACGCGGUAAAAGAGUUGAGGAAAUGCAGUGGAUGCCAAAGACAUGCGCCCAGGACGAUGCACCCUGAAAAUGAAUUGGUACCAGUCACAACCGCAUGGCCCUUCCAGCAAUGGGGCAUAGACAUGGUCGGCCCUUUCCUAGAAGCCCAGGAGCGGUCAAAUUCAUAA